AAACAGUUACCUUGCUAGCAGAAGUUUGGUAUUGUUGGAUAACCUGCCAGCAGGCUGGAGAGGAGAAAAAAUGCAGGAUGCUCAAACCUGACCACUUAAAGGGAGGAAGCAGGAACCUGUCUGUGCUUCUGGYCGCUUGGGAUCUUGGUGACUCCUCUCAAGGGUGUAAUUUGCUUUGGAGACRGCAGGAAACCAAAGUGGACGGCUGAAAGGACUGAAGAAGUGACCGUGCGAGGUUCAGAAGUGCGGGGGGGAGGAGGAACUUGGAGAGGAAACCGUUCACCGGACGAGAAAGCGGUGGAAGGGGCCUGGAAAAGCKUGAACUAAUCCAGUGGUGAACGCCUUCAGAAGAGUGCCGGUGGUGAAGGAAGGGGAGGGAGUGKGAUACCCAGCAUGCAGGCAGCAUGGAAAGGGUGAGGGAGCAGCGGCCUUUCUGCUCGCUGUCCAAGAGCCAGAGAGAGCGGGAACGAGACUGCGAGAGAGACCAGGAYCGCGAGCGGCGCUACACCGCCUCCUCCACUGACCGGGACGAGGGAGCCUGUCGAGUUCCCACUCAGAAAUCCUACAGCUCCAGCGAGACCCUGCAGGCCUUCGACCAUGACCCCUCUCGGAUGCUGUUUGGAGGCAGAGUCAAGGAGAUGGUGCACAAGGAGGCAGCAGAGUACACCAGGCCAGGACAGACAUUUUCAUUGAGGCAACUUGGGAUUUGUGAGCCACCGGCUCGCAGAGGCUUGGCUCUCUGCCCCGAGCCCGGCCGGUCCCACCCCCUCAGCAGCUACGCCAGGGGGCCGACUGUCACAGAAAACCAUGAACCUGUAUCACCGGAACGUACCAUGGCUCUUUGGGGAACGGGGGCAAAAUCUGGUCAGAAUUCAUGCCUCUCCAGCCGCUCUAACUCAGCGCUCACGCUCACUGACACGGAAAUGGACAAUAAAUCGGACACCGAGAUGGGUGACCAUCUGUCCAGUCAACAAGCCCCGCCUCCCCUCCCACCGGCCCCGCCCCCACACAAGCAGCACCCGUCCAUCACCUCGCUGAGCCGCAGCUCGCUGGCCAAUCAAAGGAGCCCGAGCCCACCCCCUGCAGCCGGCCUGGCGGCUGACUUGCAGAGCACGGCGGAAUGCGUCCAGCUGCAGGACAGCUGGGUGCUGGGCAGCAAUGUGGCCCUGGAAAGCAGGCAUUUUCUUUUUAAAACUGGAACAGGAACAACCCCUUUCUUUGGCGCCGCGGCUCCCGGUUACACCAUGGCAACGGGGACCGUUUACUCCACACCUGCACGCCCUUUGCCCAGAAACAGCCUGUCCAGGGGAGCUUUCAAGUUCAAAAAGUCACCCAAGCAUUGUUCCUGGAAAUGUACCGCRCUGAUUGCUGUGGCCAUAGCAGUGGUCCUCUCCAUCAUCCUCUGCUACUGCAUAGCAAUGCACCUUUUCGGACUCAACUGGCAGCUCCAAGAACUGGAAAACCAGCCGGCUUUUGAGAACGGAGGAGUUGGGAAAAUGGGGCCAACUCAGAUGAGCAUAGUGACAGCUCUGGCUGCUGAUGGGAAAACUGGCAUCUUUCAACACGAGAACAACUCCAUUGACACGGGGCAGGUUGACAUUGGGAAGAGAGUGGCUCAGAGCGUCCCACCGGGGGUGUUCUGGCGCUCUCAGCUGAACAUGGACCAACCACGCUUUCUUAAGUUCAACAUCUCAGUACAGAGAAGCGCGCUGAUAGGAGUGUACGGAAGAAAGGGUCUUGCACCAUCUCACACUCAGUAUGACUUUGUUGAGCUGCUGGAUGGGAGCCGGCUUAUUGCCAAAGAGCACUGGGCACUGAGUGAAACGGACACAAGAGCUCGGCUAGAUCAUCCGGUCACCGUCCACCAAGCGGGAUUCAUCCAGUACCUGGACUCAGGGGUGUGGCACUUUGCCUUUUAUAACGACGGGCGAAGCAUGGAAGUCGUCUCCUACAACACCAUCAUCCAGGAGUCGGUGACAGAAUGCACACACAAUUGCUACGGGAAUGGGGAGUGUGUGGCAGGAUCGUGCCACUGUUUUCCUGGAUUCAUAGGACCUUACUGCUCCAGAGCUGCCUGCCCCGUGCUGUGCAGCGGUAACGGCCAGUACACCAGGGGGCGCUGCCAGUGCUUCAGCGGCUGGAAGGGCACGGAGUGUGACGUCCCUGCCUCCCAGUGCAUCGAUCCUCAAUGUGGGGGACAUGGACUCUGUGUGGCGGGAAAUUGUGUGUGCAACACCGGCCACAAAGGAGUCAACUGUGAUCAAGUGGACUGUGUGGACCCGACGUGCUCCGGUCACGGAGCCUGUCAUCAUGGUGAGUGCCACUGUAACCCGGGCUGGGGAGGGAUCAGCUGCGAGAUUCUGAAGAGCACUUGUCCAGAGCAAUGCUCCAGUCACGGCACAUUCAACACCGACACGGGGACCUGCAUCUGCGAAGCCAAGUGGACGGGGGCCGACUGCUCUAUAGAGGUGUGCGUGGUGGACUGCGGUCCCCACGGCUCCUGCAUCGGCGGCGUGUGCCACUGCGAGGAAGGUUGGGCGGGACCGGAGUGCGAACAGAGGGACUGUCACCCACGCUGCAUCGACCACGGAGUCUGCCGGGAGGGCAAGUGCGACUGCCACCAGGGCUGGACGGGUGAACACUGCACCAUCGCCUUGGAUUCCAGAGUAUCAGGAGCAGUCAAGAUAGGAUAUAAAGACGGCUGCCCCGGGCUUUGCAACAACAACGGGAGGUGCGUCCUGGAUCAGAACGUCUGGCACUGYAUCUGCCAGUCAGGAUGGAGAGGGCUCGGCUGCGACGUCGCCACUGAAACGCUCUGCUCYGACGGCAAGGAUAACGAGGGAGGUUUGACCUCUUGGCGAACGGCGGCGCCUCUUUGACGCUGAGUUAYGAGCGAGCCCCGUUCCCCACGCUGCACCGCACCGUGUGGCUGCCCUGGAACGUUUUCCACGUGAUGGACACUGUGGUGAUGAAGCGGGAGGAGAACGACAUCCCCAGCUGUUACCUAACAGGCCUGGUCAGGCCCAACCCCCUCAUCCUGGCCUCACCACUCUCCACUUUGUACAAAACCUCCCCAGAAGACAGUCCCAUCAUCCCCGAGACACAGGUACUUCACGAACAAGUGGCCAUACCRGGCAGUGACCUCAACCUGGUCUACCUGAGCUCCAGGGCAGCUGGCUACAAGCCCAUCCUCAAGGUGCUGCUGACCCAGGAUCGCCUCCCCUUUGGCCUUAUGAAGGUGCACCUGAUGGUGGCCGUCAUGGGCCGUCAGUUCCAGAAGUCUUUCCCCGCCUUCCCCGACCUCUCCUACACCUUCAUCUGGGAUAAAACAGACGCCUACAAUCAGAAGGUCUUCGGCCUGGCAGAAGCUGUGGUGUCAGUGGGAUAUGAAUACGAGUCCUGCCUUGAUGUGGUGCUGUGGGAGAAGAGGACGGCCAUGUUGCAAGGCUACGAAUUGGAUGCCUCCAACAUGGGAGGGUGGAUGUUAGACAAACACCACAUAUUGGACAUUCAGAAUGGCAUCCUGUACAAAGGAAGCGGGGAGAACCAGUUCAUCUCCCUCCAGCCCCCGGUGAUUUCCACCGUGAUGGGGAAUGGACGGCGCAGGAGCAUUUCCUGCCCCAGCUGUAAUGGGCAGGCUCAGGGCAACAAGCUGCUGGCGCCAGUGGCUCUGGCCUGGGGCAUUGAUGGAAGUCUCUAUGUUGGCGAUUUCAAUUUCAUCCGCCGGAUCUACCCAUCUGGGAAUGUGACAAGUAUCAUGGAGCUCAGAAAUAAAGACUUUAGACACAGCAACAACCCAGCACACCGAUAUUACCUGACAACCGAUCCGGUGUCCGGCCAGCUGUACGUGUCGGACACCAACUCCCGCCGAAUCUACCGGCUGAAAAUCCUGAGCGGAACCAAGGACCUGCAGUCCAACGCAGAGGUGGUGGCAGGAACCGGUGAACACUGCCUGCCUUUUGACGAGAACCAUUGUGGAGACGGAGGAAAAGCUCCAGAGGCCUCCCUCACCGGACCCAAAGGCAUCGCCGUGGACAAGAACGGGCUGAUUUAUUUUGUCGAUGGCACCACGAUCAGAAAGGUGGACCAGAACGGCAUCAUCUCCACUUUCCUCGGCUCCAACGACCUGACAUCGGCUCGGCCCCUGACCUGUGACAACAGCAUGGAUAUCAAUCAGGUGAUUUUAGAGUGGCCCACAGAUCUGGCAGUUAGCCCCAUGGACAACUCUCUCUAUGUACUCGACAACAAUAUAGUGCUGCGCAUCACAGAGAACGGUCAAGUCAGUAUUGCAGUGGGCCGACCCAUUCACUGCCCACUGGCCGGACUGGAGCGUGGYAUGGCUGGUGGUCAAAGGGCGCACUUGACUCCGCUAGAAUCGGCCGUUUCCAUUGCCAUCUCUUACCACGGGGCCAUUUACAUAGCAGAGACGGAUGAGAGAAAGAUGAGCAGGAUCCGGAAGAUUUCUGUGGAUGGCGAGAUAACACACUUGGCUGGAGCUCUCUCUGACUGCGACUGCAAGAACGAUGCCAACUGCGACUGUUACCAGACAGGAGACGGCUAUGCCAAAGACGCCAGGCUGAAUGGUCCGUCUUCAUUAGUGGCAGCUCCAGAUGGGACCCUCUACGUGGCGGACCUGGGGAACAUCCGUAUCCGCGCCAUCUCCAGAAACGGGCCAACUUUGACGUCCAGCGGCAGCACGUACGAGGUGGCCUCCCCCGACGCCCAGGAGCUGUACAUGUUCGACAUCAACGGCACACAUCAGCACACUGCCAGCUUGCUCACCGGCGACCUGAAGUACACCUUCAGCUACAGCACGGAGAACGACAUCACGGCUGUCACCGACAGCAGCGGCAACACCCUGAGGAUCCGGAGGGACGCUAAUCGCAUGCCCGUGCGCGUCGUCGCCCCAGACAACCAGGUGAUCUGGCUGACGAUGGGGACCAACGGUGGCCUGAAAACGCUCACGGCUCAGGGUCAGGAGCUCGUGCUGCUCACAUACCACGGCAACAACGGCCUGCUCGCCACCAAGACCUCAGAGAUYGGCUGGACAACUUUCUAUGACUAUGACAGUGAAGGUCGGCUAAUGAAUGUGACGUUCCCCACUGGAAUGGUGAAUAACCUGUACACGGACAUAUACAGUGCUUUGAUGGUGGACAUCGAAAGCUCCUUGACGGAGGAGGAAAUCAGCAUCACAACGAAUACCUCGAGCGUCCGCGCCUUCUACACUCUGGCUCAGGACCAGUGUAGAAGUAGCUAUCAAGUAGGCUAUGACAACUCUCUGAGGAUUACCUACGCCAAUGGGAUGGACACCCACUACCAAACAGAGCCUCACAUCCUAACAGGAGCUGCCAACCCGACUGUCGCCAGGCGCAACAUGAGCUUGCCAGGAGAGGUUGGGCAAAACUUGGUUGAAUGGCGCUUCCGGAAAGAACAAGCCAGAGGGAAAGUUAUCGUGUUUGGACGCAAGCUAAGGGUGAAUGGACGAAACAUUCUCUCUGUUGAUUAUGAUCGCACCCUGAGGACAGAGAAGAUUUACGAUGACCACAGGAAGUUCCURUUAAAAAUUAUAUAUGACACUGCGGGCCACCCGGUCCUGUGGAUGCCCAGCAGUAAGCUACUACUGCCAGUUAAUGUGAGCCGCACAAGCACUGGGCAAAUCAGUGCCCUGCAGAGAGGUCCCACCACUGAGAAGCUKGAGUAUGAUGGCCAAGGUCGCCUGAUUUCCAGGGUGUUUGCGGAUGGGAAGAUAUGGAGUUACACCUAUCUUGAGCAGUCCAUGGUUCUCCUGCUCCACAGUCAGCGUCAGUACAUAUUUGAGUUCGACUCACUCGAAAGACUUUCUGCUGUCACCAUGCCAAGCGUAGCCCGCUACACCAUGCAGACCAUCCGUUCAGUGGGCUACUACAGGAACCUUUAUCACCCACCAGAGAGCAACUCCUCAGUCGCUGUGGACUACAGUGAAGAUGGCCUCCUCCUAAGAGUAGCCCACUUUGGAACAGGUCGUAGAGUCCUGUAUAGGUACCGUCGGCAGAAUAAGCUCUCAGAGAUCCUAUAUGACAGCACAAGGGUCAGCUUCACCUACGACGAGACAGCAGGGGUGCUGAAGACCGUCAACCUGCAAAAUGAGGGUUUCAUCUGCUCCAUUCGGUAUCGGCAAGUGGGCCCCCUGGUGGACCGGCAGAUUUUUCGCUUCAGCGAGGAUGGCAUGGUCAAUGCACGCUUCGAUUACACCUACGACAGCAGCCUGCGUGUCACCAGUGUUCAGGGUGUCAUCAAUGAAACUCCCCUACCCAUCGACCUAUACCAGUUUGAUGACAUCUCAGGAAAAAUCGAACAGUUUGGAAAAUUCGGUGUCAUCUAUUAUGAUAUAAAUCAAAUCAUAUCUACGGCAGUCAUGACAUACACAAAGCACUUUGAUGCACAUGGACGGAUCAAAGAGAUCCAGUAUGAAAUAUUUCGCUCACUGAUGUACUGGAUUACGUUCCAGUAUGAUGAUGUUGGAAGAGUCACUAAAAGAGAGCUCAAAAUUGGCCCCUUUGCCAACACCACCAAGUACAGCUAUGAAUAUGAUGUGGAUGGCCAGCUUCAAACUGUGUACUUAAAUGAAAAAGUAAUGUGGCGUUACACAUAUGACCUAAAUGGAAAUCUACACUUGCUGAAUGCUGGAAACAGUGCCAGGCUCCUGCCCCUGCGGUAUGACUUGCGAGACCGUAUCACUCGAYUGGGAGAUAUCCAGUACAGAAUGGACGAUGAUGGUUUUCUUCGUCAACGAGGAGCAGAAAUCUUUGAGUACAACUCAAAAGGACUCUUGGUGCGGGUCUACAGCAAGAGCAGCGGCUGGACAAUUCAAUAUCGMUACGAUGGACUUGGUCGCAGAGUGUCAACCAAAAGCAGCUUGGGCCAGCACUUGCAAUACUUCUAUGCAGACCUGAGCUACCCGGCAAGGAUAACUCAUGUGUACAAUCACUCCAGCUCGGAGAUAACUUCAUUCUACUAUGACCUCCAAGGUCACCUAUUUGCUAUGGAGAUCAGCAGCGGAGAAGAGUUCUACAUUGCUUGCGAUAACACUGGCACGCCUUUGGCUGUCUUCACCAGCAAUGGACUUUUGGUCAAACAGCUCCAGUACACUGCAUAUGGUGAGAUAUAUUUUGACUCUAACCCAGACUUCCAGCUGGUGCUUGGGUUUCAUGGAGGACUAUAUGAGCCGCUGACCAAACUGCUGCACUUUGGAGAGCAGGAUUAUGAUAUAAUGUCUGGCAGGUGGACCAUUCCAGAUAUCUCAGCUUGGAAACACAUUGCCAAAGAUCCAGCGCCUUUUAAUUUGUACAUGUUCAGAAAUAAUAACCCCAUCAGCAAAGUCCAUGAACUGAGAGAGUAUGUUGCAGAUGUUAACAGCUGGCUUGUAACAUUUGGGUUUCAUCUCCACAACACUAUUCCUGGGUAUCCAGUUCCAAAAUUUGAUCUAAGCAUGCCAUCUUAUGAACUAGGGAAGAGUCAACUCUGGGAUGAUCUGCCGUCUAUCUCUGGGGUCCAGCAGGAAGUAACCAGACAAGCCCAUUCUCUCUUGUCGUUUGAGCGGCUGCCAGAGGUCCAUCUCAGCCGAGGUCGGAGAGGUGAAAAGUCUUGGCUCUGGUUCUCAGCUGCAAAGUCUCCCAUCGGAAGAGCUGUUAUGUUCGCCAUCUACAAGGGCAGUGUCCACACUCACACACUCAACGUGGCAGGCGAGGAUUGCAUUAAGGUUGCAACAAUCCUCAACAACGCCUUUUAUCUGGAAGACCUCCAUUUCACCAUCGAAGGACGGGACACACACUACUUUGUCAAGCCGGGCCUUCCAGAUUCGGACCUAGCUGCGCUGCACCUCACCAGCGGACACAAAACUCUAGAGAACGGCGUCAAUGUGACGGUGUCUCAGUCCACCACAGUUAUGGACAGCCGGACUCGCCGUUUCGCGGAUGUAGAGAUCCGUGCCGGCGCUCUCGCGUUUCACAUUCGCUAUGGCUCAACGGUGGAUGAGGAGAAAGCGCGGGUCGUUGAGCUGGCGCGUCAGCGCGCUCUAGCGGGCGCUUGGGCCCGGGAGCAGCAACGAGUGCGAGACGGCGAGGAAGGGGUUCGCCCCUGGACAGAAGGAGAAAAGAGGCAGCUACUGAGCGGCGGAAAGGUUUUGGGCUACGAUGGAUACUAUGUGCUUUCCAUCGAGCAGUACCCAGAAUUAGCAGACAACUCUAAUAACAUUCAUUUCCUUCGGCAAAGUGAAAUUGGGAAAAGGUAACAAUUUGAGGUGCAUUGUUUGCCAAAGAGACUUGUUUUGGUAGGGCUGUAAAAGCGGACAAAAUGAAAAGCAACUGAAAUAGUUGCUGACAUGUACAUUGGGUGUUGUUUUCUUUUGUAAAAAAAAAAGGUGAUAAAAGAAAAAGGAAAAAAUAGAUUAAAAAAUAAAUAAAAAAAAUGAAAAUAGAAUAAAGAAUGAAAUAAAGUGGGUCAAAAGCAAUGCUGUGCAUUGUGGCCCAAAGACUUGAGAAUAAAUGUACAACGACACUAAGCCUUAACAUGGCAAUUACAGGUGAGUUCCUCUGUAGCACAAGCCUUCUGGACUCUGGACUCGGAAGCAGAGGAACAACAGUGCUUUUAACAAGACGCUACGCUUAUGUAGGUGUUUUAUGUUUGAUUUUUAUGUUCUCAUUAAAAAAAAGCUUGGCUUAACGGAGUGUUAUGGGAACAGAGGAAAUGUUUACAUAAUGCAUAUCUGCACUUUUCUAGAAGUACCAGGCUCAUGGAUUCACAGAGCAAGCAGUGUUCUUGAAAAAAAAUUUUUGGUUUUUAAAAUCAGAGACUUCUGAUGUUUAAAAUAUUCUCACAAAACAACCACUAUGUAUACCAGAUUUAGCACUGUAAACAUCAAACUGUCCUUAUUUUCUUUGAGAUGCUUUUAAAUGGGGGGAAAAAAGAUGCUUAAAUACUCAGUAGUAGUUGUGGAAAACAAGUGCAGAAAUGAUGUGACGGAACUCUUUUUGAUGAUGUGAAGCAGCACAGGUGUGUCUUGGAUAUCACAGGGACACCAUGUUUUGUAAAUUAUCCAAGAGUUUUAUGCAGUUUUUUUUUCCUUUUUGUUUUGUUUCUUUUUAAGAAACUGAAUAUAUGUCUGUACAAGUCAUUAACAGUAAUUAUGUUGUGUUUAUACAUAAAUAAAGUCAAGCUGGUUUUAAUUUC
Messenger RNA from Austrofundulus limnaeus, 9207 nucleotides. RefSeq names its product teneurin-3. Gene Ontology annotation, biological process: signal transduction; heterophilic cell-cell adhesion; neuron development. The record is from RefSeq and is a predicted model, not a curated record. Gene Ontology annotation, cellular component: neuron projection; membrane. Gene Ontology annotation, molecular function: cell adhesion molecule binding; protein heterodimerization activity; protein homodimerization activity. NCBI's taxonomy places the organism in Eukaryota, Metazoa, Chordata, Actinopteri, Cyprinodontiformes, Rivulidae.